This is a messenger RNA of Oryzias melastigma (Indian medaka), 1741 nucleotides long. RefSeq names its product immunoglobulin (CD79A) binding protein 1 (gene igbp1). The transcript has 3 exons. Gene Ontology annotation, molecular function: protein phosphatase 2A binding. Gene Ontology annotation, cellular component: cytosol. The coding region runs from base 34 to 1083 and encodes 349 amino acids. The record is from RefSeq and is a predicted model, not a curated record. Lineage: Eukaryota; Metazoa; Chordata; Actinopteri; Beloniformes; Adrianichthyidae. Gene Ontology annotation, biological process: regulation of signal transduction; regulation of dephosphorylation.
UCUUCCGAACGUCAGAGAAGAAGACGCUCCAAGAUGGCGGACAGCGGGCCCAGCAGCGGAACCGGACCUCCGGCUGACCCAGAUUCGGGGGUCCUAAAGCUGCCGGAGCUUUUGGAGCUUGGCUGGAAGAUCUUCGAGGAGGUGGACCACACGAACGAGCCCAUGAACUCCAUCAGCGUGCAGGACCGGGUGAGGCGCGGCGUCAGUGCGCUGGAGGAGGCGGCGGCCAUGGUGGCGCAGCUGGAGCUCUUCAGCCGCAACGAGGAGCUGGAGGAGGUGGCCACGGCCGACCUGCGCUUCCUGCUGCUGCCCGCGCUGCUCGGAGCGCUGCGGCUCAAGCUGAGCGACCGCGCCGGGCGGCUGCAGCACCUGCACUCCGCCCGGGAGCUGUUCCUGGACUUCCUCCGGAGGUGUAAGGACUACGGCCUCUGCAAAAGCGACCUCCCCGAACCCGAGGCCGGUAGUCCGGAAUCUGAGACUGAACCCGGACACGCAGCCCAGUCUGGUCCUGUGGGUCAGCCAAGCCUGGCUGCCAUGGCAACGAGGAGGCAGGAUAAAAUUGAGCAGUACCGGCAGAAGAAGGAGCUGGAGGCCCGGCUGUCCGAGCUCCAGAGGGCGGUGGAGGGCGGACAGGCCGACGACGAGGUCACCAGAGAGUUCCACCUGCUGCGCGUGCGCAGAUGGGUGGCGGUGUGUCUGGAGGAGCUGCAGAGCAUAGACCUGGAAAUGCAGGUCCUCCAGAGCCAGGAGUUCAUGAAGCAGGGGUCAUCUAAACCCCCGUCCCAUCGUGGAAGGCAGCCCAUGAAGCCCUUCAUCCUCACCAGGGACGCAGCCCAGGCUCAGGUGUUCGGCGCCGGGUACCCGAGCCUCCCCACCAUGACAGUGAAUGACUGGUACGAGCAGCACGCCAAACACGGACAGCUGCCUGACCAGGGUAUCCCGAGGAGGCAGACACCGGAGGAUAGCGAGGACAAUGAGGAGGAGGAGAAGGAAGACGAGCAGUCCCUGCAGAAGGCCAGGGAGUGGGACGACUGGAAGGACAACCACCGCAGAGGCUACGGGAACCGCCACAACAUGGGCUAACUGUGGUCAUCCAGAACGGGACGACAUCCCUGUAAUCCUGAAAAACUGAAUGUUAGAAACAGGGACGGCGCUGUGGCUCUGGACAAUCUGUUAAACGGGGCCUCUUGUAAGCUCAUCUGGAUGGAAAAAAGAAACAAGACAAUGCUUGACCAAUCAGAGGAGCAGGCUCUGGUUGAGGCGGGACUUUGAAAUCAGUGCCCCUCCCUCAUGGUUUUGUCAUGUUUCGAGUCCAGCCACCGCUGUUGUCUGGUGAGGUGUAGACCAUCAGGUGUUUGCCGAUGGUGUGAACACCUGCACCAUCAUCUGUUAUGUGGGUGGGACUUUGUUUAUGUGUCAUCCUGGUUGUUGACUGUUGAAGUGGGCGGGGGUUUAACUAUAUUAGGUGGGAUUUAAAUGGAUUCGGCUGCGUAAAUGGGCACUAAACACAUGCACAUGAUGGAUUCCAUUUUUUUCCUACGAGAGGAGGAAGAACAGCUGGAGAAGAACCUUUUUGGUCCAUGUUUCCUGGGAUGUUUGGUUCUGCUUGUGUCUACGCCUUACAGCUGUCAGGUGUGCCACCUGACUUGCCUUGCCCCUGCUCACCUGUUAGUUUUAUUUUUGUUUGUUUGGAGCUGUAGGCAGAUCUGACCCAAAUAAACAUGGAGACUUUGACGUCUGA